Ficedula albicollis (Collared flycatcher) is the source of this 2535-nucleotide messenger RNA. It is a transcript of the gene GJA9, whose product is annotated as gap junction protein alpha 9. Gene Ontology annotation, cellular component: connexin complex. Lineage: Eukaryota; Metazoa; Chordata; Aves; Passeriformes; Muscicapidae. The record is from RefSeq and is a predicted model, not a curated record. The transcript has a single exon. Bases 339 to 1871 code for a protein of 510 amino acids. Gene Ontology annotation, biological process: cell communication.
UUUAUUGGAUGGUGUAAAUGGAUCACAUAAUGCUCUUAAAAUCCUGCCACAAGUCAGUGGUUUCCACUGAUCUGAUGCAGACUGAAGGUGUUUAAUAUCUUGUAGUGAUGUGCUUAUCAGGAUGUUAAUAAUAAAGUAGACACAGGCAGAUAAUGCAGUUCUCCAUCUCAUAGAUAUGAGAAAACAAUAUCUAAUUAUCAAUGAGCAGUUGGUCAUGUUCCCAUGAUCGUUUUCUCAGUGUUGUUUUUUUAAUAAUACAUUAAGGAAGGAAUGCAACUUUUACAAUGUUUGAUACUUUUUUCUCUCAUACAUUUUAGUGUUAAGAUGGCAGAAUAACCAUGGGAGACUGGAAUUUCCUUGGAGGCAUUUUAGAGGAGGUCCACAUUCAUUCCACUAUUAUUGGAAAGAUUUGGCUAACGAUCCUCUUUGUAUUCCGAAUGCUUGUCCUCGGAGUGGCAACCGAGGAUGUUUGGAAUGAUGAACAAUCAGAAUUUAUAUGCAAUACUGAGCAGCCUGGUUGCAGAAAUGUGUGCUAUGAUGAGGCCUUUCCCAUCUCUCUCAUAAGAUAUUGGGUCUUGCAGGUUAUAUUUGUGUCUUCCCCUUCUUUGGUGUAUAUGGGUCAUGCCUUAUACAGACUAAGAGCCUUGGAAAAAGAGAGGCAAAGAAAGAAAGCCCAGGUAAGGGUGGAACUUGAAAGCACUGAAUUAGAAAUGACUGAAAACCGUAAAAGACUGGAGAGAGAACUCCGGCAGUUGGAUCAAAGAAAGCUAAAUAAAGCACCCCUAAGAGGCUCUUUGCUCUGCACUUAUGUGAUACAUAUUUUCACAAGAUCUGCAGUGGAAGUUGGCUUUAUGAUUGGGCAGUAUCUUCUUUAUGGUUUUCACUUAGAUCCCCUUUAUAAAUGUCAGAGAGACCCAUGUCCAAACACAGUUGACUGCUUUGUAUCUAGGCCAACAGAAAAGACAGUGUUUAUAUUAUUCAUGCAAUCAAUAGCGACUGUAUCACUGCUUUUAAAUAUUCUAGAAAUUAUCCACUUAGGAUUCCGAAAAAUUAAAAUGGGACUCUGUGAGCAGAAUAAAAACAAGGAUGACUAUGAUAAUUUUUACAUAAACAAAUCCAAGAAAUACUCUGUGAUACCACACUCUUCUUUGGAAAUACCCACCACCCCUCAGAAAACACUUCCUUGUGCUCUUAGCAGUCAUACCUUUUUGAUGGAAAAGCAAACUGACACUAUGCUCUACCCAGUUUUAAAUUCUCCUUCUGUGUUUCAGUCUGUGCAAAAUGCUUGUACAGAAAGCAGCAGCAAUUACACCCACUGCAAUCAGGGAAGUAAAUCUCCAAAGAAGAGGCCAGCUACAAAUGCUUUAGACAAUCAGACUCAAAAUGCUAGCACAAAUAACAACGAAGGCUUUCUUGGCCAGCUUUGGACUGAGAUGCAUGAUGCACAAGAAGAGGCUGAAAAGAAACAUUUUCUUCUUGUUACUCAGAAUGCAGAUACAGCUUCAACCUUUUACUUGAGAAGCUUUGCUGAGAUGCCAUCUCAAACAUCAUUGCAACCUGGUACAACUUUUCCUAGUACCAGUUUUAGACAACAGGCACUGGCUGAGAGCACAGGAGCACCAACAAAUUCUCUUCUGAAGAACAAUGACAGAAGACAAAGCAGUUUCAGUGUGAACAAAGCCCAAAUUCCUUACAAUGCUGAUGUAAAAAAUUCCAGCCGACCAGACACUUCUGAUUCUAUGGGGGUGGUGAGCUCAGAAUUUACACAAAGCAGAAACAGAAAUAGUCCUAAGCUUUUCUCUCCAUCUAGGCAACAGUCACUGACAAGUAAUGCCAGCAAUAGGCGUGCCCCCACUGAUCUUCAAAUAUAGUGUGAGUUAACCCUUGAGCUGCACUAACCAAUGCUGGGAUAAUUCCUGAACAGAAACAUAAUCCAGACCCAUGUGUAAGUGUAGUAAAGAAUUCAACUUUAACCAGCUGCUUACAUAGAAAAGUUGUGUACCCUUUGAAUAGUAGCUAAGUAAUUUUAAACAGUCUCUUUUCUUCCUUUGUAAUGAAAAUGUGGCAUAGACCUCAGUGUAUAAACUUCUACACUCAGCUAAAAAGAAAAACAUACAUCCUCUCAAUCCACAUAUUAGAAAAAAGUCAGGCAUAAAAUCACAGCUGAUACUAUUUACACUGAGUAAAAGUAGAAGAAAAAAUUUACAGUCUAAUGAUAUUUCUUACAAAGACCAGUAAAUCAAAUUAGGCUAAAGAUGGCACUGGUGCUCUCAGAAGAACUUAUUGGUAAACAUGUUUCCACUUAAUUGGUCUGGGAAUUCAAACAGACAUUUGAUAGCUGACCGAAAGCAGAACAUCAAACAUAUUCCACUGUUCAAACUGUGGGAAAUACAAAGAGAAGAAACAUUACAAAACAGAUCACUAAUUCUUUGACUACGUGGUACACUUUUUUUUCAGUGUAUCGCCACUGACUUCCUCAGCAGAAAAAUUGUGAAUUUCUUAUAAUAUACUGACAGAAUUCAAUACACUACUACA